Molecule: messenger RNA, 2742 nt
Organism: Phacochoerus africanus (Common warthog)
Lineage: Eukaryota; Metazoa; Chordata; Mammalia; Artiodactyla; Suidae
Gene: ZDHHC3
Product: zinc finger DHHC-type palmitoyltransferase 3
Exons: 8
Coding region: 259-1254 (331 amino acids)
Biological process (GO): protein targeting to membrane; peptidyl-L-cysteine S-palmitoylation
Cellular component (GO): endoplasmic reticulum; Golgi apparatus
Molecular function (GO): protein-cysteine S-palmitoyltransferase activity
Source: RefSeq, a predicted model, not a curated record
ACUACAGCCAAUUAGCAUAGUAAAUACAGGGUGCAAUGGGAAGAUUGGUAGCUGUGGACACAGAAAUGACAGCCAGAAAUGGAGGAAGAAGACAAAGAACUGCACAAAGGAGAUGCCAGAAUUACAAGGAUAACAGUCUGCAUAGGCCAGUUGGUGUGAGGCCGAGAGCCCAGUGAAUCUCCGUACCCCCUGAGGACAUCAUUACCUAACAUGCUCCAGUAAUUGAUGUUUCUGAUGCCAGUAUGGACAGAAUAGCUUAUGAUGCUUAUCCCCACCCACCACUUCCGAGACAUUGAGCGGAAGCCAGAAUACCUCCAGCCGGAGAAGUGCGUCCCACCUCCCCAUCCCAGUCCUGUGGGAACCAUGUGGUUUAUCCGCGACGGCUGUGGCAUUGCCUGUGCCAUUGUCACCUGGUUUCUGGUCCUCUAUGCGGAGUUUGUGGUCCUCUUUGUCAUGCUGAUUCCAUCCCGAGACUACGUGUACAGCAUCAUCAAUGGAAUUGUGUUCAACCUGCUGGCCUUCUUGGCCCUGGCUUCCCACUGCCGGGCCAUGCUGACGGACCCCGGGGCAGUACCCAAAGGAAAUGCCACUAAAGAAUUCAUCGAGAGUUUACAGCUGAAGCCCGGGCAGGUGGUGUACAAGUGUCCCAAAUGCUGCAGCAUCAAGCCUGACCGAGCCCACCACUGCAGUGUUUGUAAGCGGUGCAUUCGGAAGAUGGACCAUCACUGUCCCUGGGUCAAUAACUGUGUUGGCGAGAACAACCAGAAGUACUUCGUCCUGUUUACAAUGUACAUAGCUCUCAUUUCCUUGCACGCCCUCAUCAUGGUGGGAUUCCACUUCCUGCAUUGCUUUGAAGAAGAUUGGACAAAUCUCCUGCACACCUUUGGAGUGACCAGGGAAGAAACAGCAGAGGCCCGAAUUUCUCAUCAUGAAAAAGAUCAACCCCUUAAAGUCAGUUCCUCAGAGUGCAGCUCCUUCUCACCGCCCACCACGGUGAUCCUCCUCAUCCUCCUGUGCUUCGAGGGACUGCUCUUCCUCAUUUUCACAUCGGUGAUGUUUGGGACCCAGGUGCACUCCAUCUGCACAGAUGAGACGGGAAUAGAACAAUUGAAAAAGGAAGAGAGAAGAUGGGCUAAAAAAACAAAAUGGAUGAACAUGAAAGCCGUUUUUGGCCACCCCUUCUCUCUAGGCUGGGCCAGCCCCUUUGCCACGCCAGACCAAGGGAAGGCAGACCCUUACCAGUAUGUGGUCUGAAGGACCCCUGACCAGCAUUGACCCAGACACAAACCACAUCCCAGCACUACCGUUCGAUCCGUUCUCAUGAAUGUUUAAACCGAAAAGGCAAAACAACUAAAACUUUUUUAACGUCUCAAGUAAAAUGGCUGAUCAUUGCAGAGAAAAAAAAAAAUGUCCCCAUGUUUUAUUUUUAAAAGAUCAUCCUUUCUAUUUUUGGUGACCGAAGCUGCUUUUCCUUUUUCCUUUUUAAAAUCACUUCUCUGGUUUCCUCUCUGCUGUCUCUCUGGCAUGACUAAUGUGGAGGGCACUGUCUCCGGGCCACAUCCCCUUGUACUAACUGAGUCAUUACACUUGUGCGUGGAUGGACCGGCCUGGAUGCCUGGUUGGGACGCAUAGGAGAGCCAGGAGGACCCAUGACUUCCCACUGCCCAGGAGGCAGUGGCAGGCGCCCCAUAGGACCUAAAACCUCACUGAAGAUGGAUGCUUACCCCUUGUGUCCUGAGAGGGCCAGGAUCGGGGCUGGAGCCCUAAGAAGGAUCCUUGUCACAGCAGCCUCAUCCCCUGUGUGUGAGCACAGUUUGCCUCCUAAUUCACAAAAUUGAUUGCCUGCCUGGUACUUUAUGGGCUUGGAGGGUGUAGGAUGACUUUGGGGGUGAAGUGCAGAGAUGAAAGGGGUCUUAUUUGUAUUCCGAAUCACCAGUUAUAUUUCAACUCUGAUUAUUUGGAAGAAUGUGAAGGAAAGAAGUUUUUUCCAGUUCAAAAUGCCUUACACAAUCAAAAGAGGAAGAAAAUUACGCGGUUUCAGGCAAGCUCCAUUUGCCUUGGUGACAUCUGCUUAAGUUCUGGCCGCCCCACCUCCCGCCCUCUCCGUGUGAUGUCGGUUAAGCAGGGAAACAGCCACGGCCCCACCAUCGACCCCUCCUUCCUCAUUUCAUAAACCUCUGCAGCGGGUUCAGUUUCUGAUGCCUUCACCCCAUAGACGUGCAUGUACCCAUGUCUGGUCUGUAUUUUAACCUGGGAGACUGCUGUCCUGGCGUCAGCUGAUUGUGAUGCAAGGGCAGCAUUACAGCCCCCAAACUUUUUAAAGUUGAGAGACAGCCAUCCCACUGGAGUCAACAGACACACCUCAGCCUGCGGCGCCAAGACUGAAAUAACUAGCUGUUCCACUUGGCACACUUGUGUAUUGAGCCUCAUUUGAAGGAGGAAAGGCCUGGAAACAGAAGGGGAGGUGAGGGGAUGGGGAGUGAGUGUGAAAUGCAGAAGUCACAGAAAUCUGAAUACUGACCAUCUCACACGUGGAUUUGUUUUUUAAGUGAUGACCACAAACAUUUUUUUAAUCUAUUGCCUGGGGUAGGGUGGGGGUGAGGCUUAUUAAAUCAGCCCAGGGUGGGGAGAGAGUUCAUCUAGCCAUGCGAUCUUUCAGAAAAAGUGGAACAUGCAGCCUCUUUUCACUUCUGUCAGUGCUUCCACCUGGAAACAAAAUGCAAUAAAAUUUUUCCAAAACCA